Molecule: messenger RNA, 3427 nt
Organism: Triticum dicoccoides
Lineage: Eukaryota; Viridiplantae; Streptophyta; Magnoliopsida; Poales; Poaceae
Product: F-box/FBD/LRR-repeat protein At2g04230-like
Exons: 4
Coding region: 522-1985 (487 amino acids)
Molecular function (GO): protein binding
Source: RefSeq, a predicted model, not a curated record
CCGCCCGGUGCAGUUCUUCGCCGAUAAACGGAUCUAGGCGUGUGAGGGAGGGGGAGGGAUACUCGGAGGUUAAUCGGAGGCGACGGAUGGGCAGCCGCCGGUCGGGCGCCGACGCAGCCGAGACCCCUCGCCGCGCCUUGGCCAUGCUCUCAUCCAAAGCCGUCGCGUGGCGCCGCAUCAUCGUCGUAUGCAACGGAGAGCCGCCGCGCUGAUUCGUCCCCGGCGGCUCGUCGUUCUGCAUCAUCGCCACCUGUGAUGUUUCCGAAGAGGCGGGGAAACAAAAAGCAGUUCUUCCUCGAGCUGCAAACGGAAAUCGUUCCGUCCCCUCGAGGCUUGUCCGAGUCUCUCUCGUUUUCGUUCUCCGGGUUGCAGCCGGAGGCGGAAAUCGAUCAGUUGUAUAUAUACGCCCGAGCGGUCACCACUCACCACCGAACCCGUAAGAUUCAGUGGAGAGCAGCCACGACGCCGACCGCCCCACUCCCGGCUAUUUUUCUCUGCCCUCUUCUUGGCUAAUCCGCACAAUGGUGAGUGACAGUUGUCCGAAGCAGGAAGACAAUGGAGAUGACAGGCUCAGCAACUUGCCUGAACACAUUUUGCUUACCAUCAUUGAUCGACUUGAUAUCCGCGAGGCCGCAAGAACCAGUGUCCUCUCUGGGCGGUGGCGGCACCUCCCUGCUAUGCUCUCUCGACUUGUGAUAAAUGUUUGGGACUUCUUAGACGCGUUCAAUUGCAACAAUGCUGAAAUUGUUCGGGGCAACGAAGCUGUGGUUAAAGUGACAAAGAGCAUCCUGGCACGCAGAGAUUUAAGCCGAAAUACCAUCCAGUUUCUGUGCAUGACGUUCUUCUUGAGAGAAGAUGAUCCAAUAUCCAUUGGGCAUGCUGUUGCUUACGCCAUGGCAACCCAGAAGGUUCAGAUAGCUGAGUUCACAAUUUUGACGGAGAGAGAUAAUAUAUUUUGCGACGAUGAUGAUCUGGUCAUCUACGGGCGACAACUCAUGCUGUUCUUUGAUGCAUGUCCAAAUGCAUUUGGUGGUCUCACACGCCUUAACCUAGAGAAUAUGAGAUUUGGUGAAUCAGACAUCCCUAACGUCCUCAACACUUGCAAACGUUUGAAUCAUCUACGACUGUUCCAUUGUGACUCAGGAAGUUGGACCGUGCUGCAAGUUGAGCACACGCAACUCAGUGAGCUCGCUAUUGUUAAUUGUUCAUUUGAAAGAGUUGAGCUCAACUCACUUCCGAAACUCACACGCAUCGUCUUUGAGGGUUGGAUCUCUUUUGAAGAUCCACUAUCUUUUGGUUAUGUCCCGUUGCUUGAUACUGUAAGCCUCACAAAUGUCAGUCUUAGUUGGCACAAGAUGAUCAAGUUAAGCAAGUUUCUUAGGCGUACUCCAUCUGUGAGACGCUUGAAGCUGGGAUUUAAUUCUGAAAAGCAGAUUUGGGUUCAACCAGAAUGUCUGACGGAAAGGCUGGCAUAUGUGUUCCACCAAUUAAGGUUUGUGAAUCUAAGUAAUAUGCCUGAGGGGUAUGAUCUCACCUGGACAUUGUUCAUACUUAAAGCCGCGCCGAACCUGAAGGAGCUGUACAUGAGUGUAUGGGAUCAUCUGUGUGAAAUGAAAACAGAUGCAAAGGAGAGGAAGUCACUCUCGUACAGUGAGAAUAAGGGUGCAGAAUGGGAACCAUCUGCAACUGCUUUCCAUCAUCAGAGUCUGGUCACGCUCGCCAUCUUCGGGUUCCGAGCUCGAGACUACAUGAUGAACUAUGUCAGGCGUGUCGUGGAAACAGCCGUCAAUCUAAAGGACGUGUUCUUGUAUGAUCGGUUGACGUGUGACAAGUGCCGCAGCAUCCCGUCGCGGUUUCCGCCUAAGUGGAAGCAGGACUGUGUGGAGAAGUUUAUCACAAAUGGGAUCAAGUCGUCUGCCAUAAUGCAAUUCCAGACCAUCGGCUAUUUAAGGCCUGAUCAUGUUGAUAAGCUGUGGUUCCUGUAGUGUUUUCAGGUUAGUUUAUGCUGCAGUUCCAUUCUUUGCCUGAAAAGAUAGCUGAACACUUUUGUGUUGUCAGUACUUGUCAAGGUUUUGCAUGAAAAGAGCUUCUUACGGGCAUGGGAUCAUUUGUGUAAAAUGGAAACAGAUACAAAGGAGAGGAAUUCACUCUCGUAUAGCGAGGAUAAAGGUGCACAGUGGAAAUCAUCUGCAACUGUUUCCAGCAUCACAGUCUGGCCACGCUCGUCAUCUUCGGGUUUCAAGCUCGAGACUACAUGAUGAACUACAUCAAGCGUGCCAUGCAAAUAUCGGUCAAUCUAGAGGAUGUGUUCUUGUAUGAUCGGUUGACAUGUGACAAGUGCUAUGGCAAGCUUCCGUCGCAGUUUCCGCCUAAGUGGCAGCAGGGCUGUGUGAAGAAGCUAAAUCACCAAGAGGAUCAACUCGUCGGACAUAAUUCACUUCCAUACAGCCGCUAAUUCAAGGGAUGAUCAUCUUGACAAAAUGUGGUUCCUGUAGUGUUUUCAGGUUAGUUUGUGUUGCAAUUCCUUUCUUCGCCUGAAACGUUAGCUGAAUUGUGUUGUCAGUACUUUUUUCCAACCGGGCUCACACACCUUUCCAUUAAUUGCUCAACGAAAAUAUUCAGUACGCAAAUCUUAGCUACAACUGAACCAACAGAAAAGGGGGCGGGAAAGUGGAGAAGCGAGCUGGGGCAUUAACAGGAAACCCGCUGCAGGUGCUCGCUGUCGAAACACUUACCACAGGGCAAAGACCUAUUAACACCACCAACUACGAGCAGUAGCACAGGCUGGGAUCUCAGAUCACAAAAAUCUUGCAAAGACUAUCUCAGCAGGCAUAUAGAACCAGAGCAUAGCAAUCAUCUUUCAUCCACGCUGAACACGAGCAGCAUCUUCAAUCAUGAGCCUGCCCCGAGAAGCAGAAUGAUCGGCCAGAGACGAGGCCACCUGAAUCACCCUCUGCACUCCAGCUUGAAAUGUGGCUCUAUCCUCCAUCUUCAGAAGCCCUGCCCAAUACAUCAUCAAGGAAGAAGCAGUGAAAACAGCUUUCAAGGGAGUAGGCACAACAUAGGACACAAUCAUAGGAGCUUGUUGAACGGGCAGCUGCAACGUUUCAUCUUGAGCAAGCCAUUUUGGCGUAGAUGCCUUGUUAGACUAUUUAUCUCUUCAGAUUAAGAGACUUGAAUCUGAGGGUUUGCAAUCCGAGUUUAAGCAUCAAUAGUGCACCUUGUUGCUUCCCACAAAACAUUUCCUCCCCUAUUCAUUUUUCUGUGAGGAAACAACAAUAUCACUGUCUUUCUGUGGAUCCUAAGUCCUAACGCUUAAGUCCAUUUGGAUGGUAAUUUGUUUAUUUAGGGUGCUUAAUUAUUAUUUUGAGGGUGGUGGAUGCUAAUUUGUGAGCACAGUAAUAGUAAAACAUGUCCUUUCACUGCA